Molecule: messenger RNA, 3473 nt
Organism: Syngnathus typhle (broad-nosed pipefish)
Lineage: Eukaryota; Metazoa; Chordata; Actinopteri; Syngnathiformes; Syngnathidae
Gene: ptcd3
Product: pentatricopeptide repeat domain 3
Exons: 23
Coding region: 44-2053 (669 amino acids)
Biological process (GO): mitochondrial translation
Cellular component (GO): mitochondrion
Molecular function (GO): protein binding; rRNA binding; ribosomal small subunit binding
Source: RefSeq, a predicted model, not a curated record
CUCCGUGGUUUCGUCCUCCCAGACGCCUUUGCGCGUAAGCAACAUGGCGGCGUCCGGGAGACAAGUAGGAAAGUACAUAUACAAAAACAAUCGAAUUUUGAUGAGUAACCUGGACCUGCUGUUAUUUCACAGGAAUUUUGUUGGGAUCUCAACUAUACGCCAACAAGCUGUAGAGGCCAAUAAAGCGGACUCUUCAGAGCCCAUCACCAUCCCCAGAAAGAAAGUAUGGCGCAAAGAGUCAGUAUUGGAGGCCUUGGCUAUGACAGUAAACAGGGAUCCUACAGCAUUUCCCUACCAAUUCCAGGAUGAUCCUUACCUUUCACCGAGAACUGCUGCUGAGUUUAAGCUGUUCUCUCUCUCUCAGGAGUCUGGAAGAUCUGCAGCUAAAUACUUUGUCAACAACCAUCCAAAGUUCUUCACCAAAGAUUUUGCUGAGCCACAUAUACCUUGUCUGAUGCCAGAUACAAUUUCACUGUGCCUUGAAGAAGUGAGCGAAGAGGCACUGAAGGAAAGGGUGAGCUUGAGAAAAGUCAAGGCUGCGGUCGACAUGUACGAUCAAAUGCUGCAAGCUGGCAAAUCUGUGUCCAUGGAGACAACCCACCAACUGUUAGACUUGAUUUGUCUCUUUUGUGACAGAGACCCUGUCCAAGAGGAUGGGCCACAGACUGAGGACAUGGAGGAGUCAAGGGGUGAUGUGAAGAAGUGGAGAGGGAAAUUUCGUCGAGCAUCAGACUUGCUGACGUUAACCUGGAGAGAAAAUAACAAUGCAGAAAGAAUAUUUAACCUGCUACCAGCAAAAGAUACUCAAUGUUACUCCGCUCUCAUCAGAGGCAUGGUGAAGCAUGGCGCCUAUGCAAAGGCUUUCAGCAUGUACACAGACCUACUCAACAACAGACUGACAGCCGACGUCUACAUUUUCAACGCCCUGAUCUUGGCUGUUCCAGAAGUCAGAGAUAAAUACAUCGAGAGAUGGGACCUCAUCACUGAAAUUUUAAAGCAGAUGAGUCAACAGAAAGUCCAGCCCAACUUGCUGACCUUUAACAGUGUUCUCAAAGUCUUGAGACGCUGUGGCUCUUUGGCCAGAUCGUUGGCACUGCAGACUCUGAGUGAGAUGAGGGCUCUGCGGAUAGCGCCCAGUCUGGCCACCUUUGACCAUUUCUUGGCUAUAUUUUACAAAGCAGCAUCAUCUGGCCAGGGCAACACCAACAUGUUACAGGAAGUGAUGUCAGAGUUGGCAGGGAAAAGCUUCACCUGCCAGGACCCUGGAGAUGUUCUAUUUUUCGCUAGUGCCAUGAGAGUUUGUAUGGAUUAUAAAGAUCUGGAGCUGGGUUAUAAAAUCCAAAACCUGGUGGAGGUGGGGGAAAACUGGAGGCUUCUGGGGGAUUCAUUCCAACGGAACAUUUACUAUGGUCGGUUCUUCAACCUUUUGUGCAUGAUGGAGCACAUUGAUGUGGUGCUGAAAUGGUAUAAAGAGCUCGUUCCAUCGUUGUAUUACCCAAACUCACAGGGACUGAUAGAACUCCUGCAGGUGCUGGACACAGACAGUCGCUUGGACAUGCUGCCUACUAUAUGGAAAGAUAUCCGGUCUAUGGGUCAUGAUAAACUCGAAUUGAUUGAAGAGCUGCUCACCUUGAUGGCCAGAGAGAAACACAGUCCUGAGGUCCAAGAGUCAUUUGCUGUAUGUGCGCUGGAUGUAAAAAGCACAUUUGAUGGCAGCAGAAUUAGGGGCAGUCUGGAGUGGAGCAACACCGCCCUCUCACAUGUUACUUCCCUGCUGCUGCGGGCCAACAAGAUCCAAGAGGCUUGGAAGAUGCUACAGCUUUUCAAAGAAAAGAACAGAAUUCCAUCCGAUAAACUGCUGGAGGACUUCCUGUCCGUGUGCCGGAGCGAGGGCUCUGCCCAAAGAGCCGUGGAGCUCGUUCAGCUGUCGGCCGCCUUCUGUCUGCAGGUGACACCGAAACUGGCCAAGCUGGUGCUAGCUGAGUUUGAUCUGAGCGAGAACCAAAGAGAUUUAGUGUCUGAGCUGGAGAAUGUCGCGGAGCCCACAGACUGAAGAAAGGAGUCAGCAUUCAUAACGAAAAACUGACAAUUACUGUCAAAUGUCCGGUGAGAGUUUUAAACAAGAGUGUACCCACGUGUGUAUCUAUGUCAAAAAAAUAUAUGGAGCAUAUGUAAGACAAUCUGUGCCUCAUUUGUGGACAGAAAUGUGUUUAAGUUGUGUUGUUGUUUAUGUCCACCAGAGGCCGCUGUUUCUCCACAAAUGAUUACUUUAUGAUGUUGAUGCUGUAAAGUAAAAAUAAGAUAAAUUAUCACAAAAGUAGUGCUCCAAUUGCAUGAGCUAUGAUGUCUCUACGCUUUACAUUUGCGCUUUGUGAAGAUGAUGCACAACAGCAUUUACACAAGGCGAAUUUUCUCUUGGCGAUAAGACCAACUUCCUGAAAUUCGAGAUUAGCUAUUUCCUGCAGAAUGUCGGAAUACAUGUUGGUGUGUUUGUUUGUUUGUUUUCUGACGCCUUGAAAUCAAGUAGUGAGGUGACAAACUAGGGUAAUUCCAGAGUCGGAUGACUUUUUAAAAAUGUUUAGCCUCCCUACUCGAUGACCAACAUACAUACACACUGUAUGAAAAAAACAAAAUGUUGGUGUCUAAAUUCUGAAAUCCUUAUAUUCUUAUAAAUUUCAUGCACUAAAAGAGCACGAGGACAUAACGUGUCCAUUUGUCCAUCAGCGCGCUAAAUUGUCAGCAGUUCGGCUUGGGGCGUGUGUUUGCGGUUUCUUGCAGGUGCGUGCAUCUCAAAGUUGAGCGCUUCAUUUCCUCCACCAAUCACAAGCCGAGCUGACAGCACGACCAACUAAGGGCAUGCAGUACACCGAGGGGGAACUGGGACUUUUUAGAUGGGUGUGGUAUUGCACUCUACAGUGUGUCAAACGACACAUUUUUGCCACAUACAGGCAGUGAAGUAAGACAGGAAAUCAUAUGACUGUGUUUGCGAGCUUGCAAAAGUGGCUCGUUUGACCAGCGUGUAUUUGUUCUCUACUGCCUUGUGCACCAUGACUGCAGUGUUCAGCAUUUGGAGGGCCAUACAAACACAGGAUGUGAUAGCACAUCCUCCUGCGCUUUUAAUACCUCUCCUACGUGUUGAUAAACUCUCCGUGUUGGCGGCAUUGAAGAGUAAACAAAAGGGAACAAGAUUUGCUAUUAAGCCUAACCGUCACUUCCCGAAACUGGAGAAGGACAAAGGGGUGUUUGAGGAAACACAAAAAGAGAGAAGGCUGUGAGAAAUUUGAUAGGAGGUGGAUUUUUUGCAUAGAAUAGAGAAAACAAAUGUGAUCAAUGGAAAGAAAGAGAGAUGUGAAUUUCCAAUCACUGGCCCUGCACAAAAUACAAACUUAGGACAUUCUGGUAUGUCAGAGGAGACCUAAUGUGUGUGUUUAUUUUCUUGCUCCCAACAUUAGUAAAUGUGCUUCAAAAAAUCA